Messenger RNA from Protobothrops mucrosquamatus (brown spotted pit viper), 990 nucleotides. Its product is annotated as transmembrane protein 68-like. Bases 1 to 957 code for a protein of 318 amino acids. The record is from RefSeq and is a predicted model, not a curated record. Gene Ontology annotation, cellular component: membrane. Lineage: Eukaryota; Metazoa; Chordata; Lepidosauria; Squamata; Viperidae. The transcript is spliced from 6 exons. Gene Ontology annotation, molecular function: acyltransferase activity.
AUGACUAUGGAAAAUAUAUAUUGUACCUUAAGAAAUGAAUUUACAAUCUGGUCAACAUACAUUUUAGAAGGAUAUGCAGUCUUUAUGGUAUAUCCCUUAAUUUUGAUAGGGAUUCUGAUAAUAUUAUAUUAUCCUUUUGUUCAUAUAUUAUUUAUCAUCUAUGUCAGUAAUGCAAUACUUUUUGUAUGGAAAAAAAUUGGCAAUCUGCCAGAAGAUAUAAGUAGCCAAAAAUGGGACAAGCCAAAACAAUUUCUGGCACUGGUAGCUGAGUGGCAUGGAAAAAUAUUGCACAGUUAUGAGGUUUCUGGACUAGAAAAUCUACCAAAAGGACCAGCGAUCCUUGUUUAUUACCAUGGAGCUGUACCACUUGACUAUUAUUAUUUUAUUCAAAGGAUUUAUAGACUCACUGGGAGAUUAUUCUAUUCUGUGAUAGAUCAUAUUGUUUUUCAUAUACCAGGAAUACGUCUAUUCCUCGCUGUCCAUCACACUAAUCAUUGUUCAAGAGAAAAGUGUUUAAACAUUUUGAAACAAGGGCAUGUACUGGGAAUUGCACCAGGAGGAGUACGAGAGCAAAAUUAUGGAAAUAACUACUAUAAACUAAUAUGGGGAAAACGGAAAGGAUUUGCUCAUAUAGCUAUAGAUGCAAAAGUGCCAAUCAUCCCUGUAUUUACACAAAACAUUAGAGAAGGAUAUGUAACAUAUGGAAAUAUAAGACCAAUGAGAUGGUUAUAUGAGCGAACCCGAUGGUUUAUCUUUCCACUAUAUGGAAUGUUUCCAGUUAAACUUAUAAGCCAUAUUGGAAAACCAAUUCCAUAUGAUCCAGAUAUAACUCCUGAAAAAUUAGCUGAAAAAACUCAAAGGGCAGUGGAGGCUUUACGGGACAAACACCAGAAAAUCCCGGGAAGCAUAUUGCAGGCUCUUAGGCAACGCUUUGAGACACAUAACAAAGAUAAAUAGUGAUAUAACAACCAUAAUCUCUCUAUAUAAUAU